Sphaeroforma arctica JP610 is the source of this 1069-nucleotide messenger RNA. RefSeq lists its product as hypothetical. Gene Ontology annotation, biological process: regulation of DNA-templated transcription. The record is from RefSeq and is a predicted model, not a curated record. The transcript is spliced from 7 exons. The coding region runs from base 1 to 495 and encodes 164 amino acids. NCBI's taxonomy places the organism in Eukaryota, Ichthyosporea, Ichthyophonida.
AUGCAUGAAUACAACACCAACGGAGGUAGGGACUUUUUCUCACCGCCAAAACCGAAACCAGUGGUCACCUUUGGCCAACUACAGCCGAAAGCACUCGGAAUCGAAGCCGCGACUGAGGGCACUCAAAAGCCAAAAGUGAACCCAAAAUCGAGACCCUUGAAGCGGAAAACGCCAAAUUCAUUAUUUGGCGCCAGCAAUUCAUCAGAAACGUUUGCGGGGAUUGAAGCGGUGGAGGCCAACAAAGUGCCAUCUGAGGCUGAACUACAGGGAUCUAAGCCGUACAUGACUGAGGUGAAGCGAAUUAAGAAGGAUCAAUACAAGAACUUUAUGCUACUGCUGCUGAAUGCGAAAAGGGGUAAAGUAUCGGCGCACCAACUCCUUGAUCAGGUCAACCAGAUGUUUGGGGACACACCUCAUCUGCUCAGAGCCUUCAGGCAAUUCUUGCCCCCAAAGGACCUGCCUCUAUGGGACCAACGCAUGUCCACGGCACUCUGAACAACAGUAGAGAACCAGUACCCCGCCAGUGUGGACGAAGUUCGGUACUUUGAUGGGAGUGAGACACACUUAGUAAUCAGUGCCUGUUCACGGAACGCAUAUCACCUUUGUGGUGCAGGUACACAGUCAAUGUGGUUUUCCUGAAUUAGUUUGCAACUUGGCGGCUCUGAAGAAUGUGUACGGGAGAGAGGGUGUGUCAUCUGCUGUAUGACCGCAUGUGCAGUGUUAGCACAUAGCUAGUAUGGUUUUCUUUGGGAAGUUCGGGACUUAGCGAGGCAUAUGUCAACUGCUCUCGUACCACAUAUGCAGUGAGAGCUCAUAGCCAGUAUGGUUUCCCUUGAGAAGUUCGGAACCUCUAAACGACUGCCAAGAGUCUCAAAAUGAGUGCAAGUCAAGCGCACUCUGGAUACCAUUGAGAGCGAAAGUUUUCUAUAGUCCGUUGUUCGAGACUGCAUCAAAUAGCCCAAAGUUGAACUGAAACAUCGAAUGGUUGAAAGUAUCAGGCCACAUAGAUUUAGCAACAAAUAAAUAAGGUAAAUGCACGCAUAUGCGGAUAGCAUUUGAACUAGCGAUA